AUGUUGACAGUCUUAGAUUGUAGUAGGUUGUAUGUCAAAAUAUUUUUGUUUUGUUCAUCGUAUUUUUACUUUUUUCAAAGCUUAAUAUGUAAAAGAAUUAAUUAUUUCAUGAUUUUUAUUUAUUGACUAUACAAGGUAAAUGUAGUUGUGUAGUUUAGAUGUCAUGUUUUGGAGGCAUAUUCUCCAUAGCUAUUGGUGGUAGUCAUGUCAGAGUGUGCGCUGGUAGCCAGUGUAAGCGAUCAUGAUGCCAGUAUGGAUGUGGGUAACGACAAAUCCCUAUUCGAGCCUACUAUUGAUAUGAUGGUAAAUGAUUUUGACGACGAGAGAACAUUAGACGAAGAAGAAGCUUUGGCGGCAGGUGAGCAUCAAGACCCGAAGGCUGAAUUAAAUAGUCUACAGCGGGAAGGUGAUAUGCCUUUAGAGGAAUUACUUGCUUUAUACGGUUACAAUAGAAAUAUGGAUAAACCUAUUCCAGAGCAACCACCAGAGGUGGUGCCAGAGGAGAAUGAAAAGACGGAAUCGGCUUUGCAGCAGUUAUACAGUGACAACACUAGUCCUGAGGCCACACGGUGCCUCCGGUCAGGUUCCAGACCACCAUCUGAAGAAGAAGAUGACUAUGAUUAUAGUCCUGAUGAAGAUGAUUGGAAGAAAACGAUAAUGGUAGGUAGUGAUUAUCAAGCAGCUAUACCAGAAGGAUUGUGUAGCUAUGAUGAUGCUUUACCUUAUGAAAAUGAGGAUAAGUUACUGUGGAAUCCCAGUGUUCUUGAUGAAAAAGUGAUUGAGGACUAUAUGAAAAAAAAUUGUGCUAUAAAUUCAGGAACUGGUGUUGAUGCUGUACCCAAAGGUAAGCAAUUACGUGAUGAUGAGGAAGCUUUAUUCCUACUACAGCAAUGUGGUCAUAAUGUAGAGGAAGCACUAAGAAGGCGAAGGAUUUCAGCCCAGACACCUGCUCAUGCAAGUGUGUGGUCAGAGGAAGAGUGUAGAAAUUUCGAAAAUGGCAUCAAAGUUCAUGGUAAAGAUUUCCAUUUAAUCCGCCAACAAAAGGUCAGAACAAGAUCAGUUGGAGAACUCGUACAAUUUUAUUAUAUUUGGAAAAAGACAGAGAGACAUGAUAUAUUUGCAAAUAAGACACGGUUAGAAAAGAAAAAGUAUACUUUGCAUCCUGGUCAUACUGAUUACAUGGAUAGGUUUUUGGAAGAACAGGAAGCAUCAGGCACAAGUGUUGUUCGGCCUGUUUCGCCCACACCCAUGAUGAUGUAUGUGCCUUCACCAGCUGCUCAGCCUGAUCCUUUGGCCCUAGGAGAAAAGGAGGUGUUUUCCCAACUGAACCCUCACACAACACCCCCCAGGACCUUGUCCACUGAGGAACCAGAACCUGAUACAGUUUCCUAAUACAUGUACAUUUGGCUAUGCCAUUUUUCGUGUAGAAUGCACUGUUUAUGACAUAAUUGUUGUUAAAAACUUAGCUAUUCCUGUAUUCAUAAUUAUUUUAAUGUUGACGAGGUUUUCAAACAUGAUGCCCUAGUUUUUUUAUACAAAUAUGGACAGAUCAGUGUAAAUAAUAAUUAGUCUUGGAUUUUUUUUUAUAUGGGAAUAGUGUUGCUCAGAAAUUGAAGUGUUGUAACUGUUGCGACAUUUAUAAAAUGUUGCUAUAGUUUUAUAGUAAUGUUAUUUCUGUGAUGUUUAAAUGUCGUUCAGAAUAAACAUACAAUGCUAGCUGUUUGAUAAAAUGCUUCACCUUAUAACAAAUAUAAUUAGACUACUUGGUUUCUGUAUUAAAUUUGAUUUUAAGUUGAGAAUUUACAUUGAAAAAGUGCUUUUUUAUUGUUUUUGAAUUAGUAAUAUAUUGCUGUUCAUAAGUACUUAGAUGUAGACAUACAAAUAUGUAACGGAAUCAAAUAGUUUAAUUAUAUUGAUAUGAGUGAUUUUUAAAAUAGUAAACAGUGUAAAUAUUUACCUACAUGUCCAAUGUAUGUAUCACUACAAUUACAAUUUUUUUUCAGUAUUUUUUACAUUUUAACUCAAUAAUUAUUUUUAAAUUUUUAAUAAAAAUGUAUGAUUUAUUUAAUUCAAUGCGAAUUGUUUUUGUAAGUUAUUUUUCUUUUAAUUUAAAUUUAGGAUUUCUAAGUCUAUGUCUAAUGAUUUUUAAUUUUAUUUAAAAAUAAUCAUUAUUAUGUUCUAAUAUUUUGAUAAAUAAUUCUUAAAUUAUCAGUGAAUAAUUGAAUAGUGUAAGUUUCGCUUAUAUAUUAUAACUAUGAAAAUUAUUGUUUUAUUAAAUAUAUAUUAGUUAUACAGUGCCUAUUGCUAAAGCUAUAUUUUAAUAUGCAUAAUAGAAUAAAUGUACUAUUAAAAAGCAUAUCAGAAUAAAAAGAUAACUGAAAUUGAACUAUUGCAAUAAUUUUUCAACUUAAGUAUGAAUGCAAAUUAUAUGAUUUUCAUUAAAAACAUAUUUUUAAACAAAAAAACAUAGUUUAAUCCAAUUGAUAUACAUAUAAUUAUACUUAAUUACAUAUUAAAUAUAAUAGAGUCCAUUUCAUUAGUAAUUGACAUAAAUUGUUUUUUUCUACAACAAAAUCAAUUAAUAUUCAAUAUGCAUAUUAGUUUAAUUAACAAUUAAACUAAUAUCUGAGAUGUAUUGAUUUAUUGUGGAAUGGACUAUAUUUUUAAGUAUAUAGAGCUGUCAUUUGUCUAAUAGCCACAUUGGUCAAUUGCCCUAGAUAGUUUCAACAUUAAAUAAAAUAAAUAUUUUCUUGUCAAUGAUUUUAUCACAUUAUAUAUAUAUACCUAAAUUAUUUUAAAACCUUAUACAAGAUGAAAUUGCAGGAUUUUAACGACGGCGCUAAAUACUUACAUUUAGAAUAUAAUGUUUGUUUUGUUACAGUUUAUGGACAUGGAAACUAUAAAGUGGUAUAAUAAAUUGCUAGUUCUUCAUGUCAUGAUACAUUCUUAAGAGGUGAUAUCCAUGUAUUUCUAAUCGAAUGCAAAAAAAAAAGAUAGUUUUGGGUUGAAAUACAUUUUAAGACUGUUCGAAGGGUUAUGAUAAAUACCCACAUAAGUACAAACUGCAGUUUGUUUUAUAUUUGCACGUAUAAUAAUAAGUUUUUUACGUCUAGUACGUAGAUAAUGGUGUAAAAAAUUAAUUUAAGAAUAAACAGUGCAAACCCUAAUAA
Vanessa tameamea is the source of this 3170-nucleotide messenger RNA. RefSeq names its product mesoderm induction early response protein 1. The transcript has a single exon. Gene Ontology annotation, cellular component: nucleoplasm. Gene Ontology annotation, biological process: negative regulation of transcription by RNA polymerase II. The record is from RefSeq and is a predicted model, not a curated record. Gene Ontology annotation, molecular function: transcription corepressor activity; histone deacetylase binding. NCBI's taxonomy places the organism in Eukaryota, Metazoa, Arthropoda, Insecta, Lepidoptera, Nymphalidae. The coding region runs from base 205 to 1392 and encodes 395 amino acids.